AUGGCCAAAAGAGAGAAAUUUUUUCACCCUAGAAUGACCAAAAUGGAUGGCAAGGAAAGAAAGGAGCUGACAUAUGAAAAGGCUAAGAAGCUCUUUGGAACUUACAGUAGGUUUGCUCUUGUCGGGAUCGAGAAUGUGGAGUCCACCCAGCUGAAGGACAUCAAAAGACAAUGGGGAAACAAUGUAGAGUUUCUAAUGGGAAAGAACAGUGCGAUUAAGCGGGCAAUAGCCGAUCUAGGAAAGCCUGAGCUCAGCAGAGUCCUUGACCUUAUCAAGGGAGAUGUCUGCUUUGUGUUUUUUAAGGGGGAUGCCAGGGAUAUCAAGAAGACCAUUGACGAAAAUGUCCGGGAGGCAUGUGCCAAGGUUGGGAACAUUGCACAGAAGGAUGUGUGGGUGGAUAGCUGCAUCACAGGGAUGACACCGGAUAAGACGUCAUACUUCCAAGUUCUUGGAAUAGCAACCAAGAUCACAAAGGGUAAAGUCGAGAUCAUUUCUCCAUACAAGGUUCUUUCCAAAGGAGAUAAGGUCGGGCCUUCUCAAGCCAAUCUUCUCGGGAUGUUGAACAUCAAGCCAUUCAGCUACAAGAUGACUAUGCAUCAUGUUUAUGAAGAUGGGGUGGUUUAUGACUCAUCUCUUAUUGAUAUUGAGAAGGAAGACAUUCUUUCGACUCUGAGAAGCGCAAUAAGUAGCAUAGCAGCAAUAAGUCUCGGGGCCGACAUCAUUACACAGGCAAGCAUGCCUUACAACAUCAGAAACUCAUUCAAGGAUAUCCUUCAGAUUUCCUUAGGGAUUGAUUUCAUGAUCAAGGAGCAAUCCAUGAUUACAGCUAAUUAA
Encephalitozoon romaleae SJ-2008 is the source of this 834-nucleotide messenger RNA. RefSeq names its product 60S acidic ribosomal protein P0. The coding region runs from base 1 to 834 and encodes 277 amino acids. Lineage: Eukaryota; Fungi; Microsporidia; Unikaryonidae. The transcript has a single exon. Gene Ontology annotation, biological process: ribosome biogenesis; cytoplasmic translation; ribosomal large subunit assembly. The record is from RefSeq and is a predicted model, not a curated record. Gene Ontology annotation, cellular component: cytosolic large ribosomal subunit. Gene Ontology annotation, molecular function: large ribosomal subunit rRNA binding; structural constituent of ribosome.